Messenger RNA from Bactrocera dorsalis (oriental fruit fly), 1120 nucleotides. RefSeq lists its product as uncharacterized. The record is from RefSeq and is a predicted model, not a curated record. NCBI's taxonomy places the organism in Eukaryota, Metazoa, Arthropoda, Insecta, Diptera, Tephritidae. Bases 421 to 996 code for a protein of 191 amino acids. The transcript has 4 exons.
UUACCAGAGCGUGAAUUCUACUAGCGAUUUCAUGCAUUUCCGCUAGUUAGUCUUUUCGCUAAUGAUUUGUAAUGCAACGAGGCAUCGAAUCUGAAAAGAACCCACCCCUAAAAAACGAAACUCAAUGCGUAUUUGAAAUUGCAAUAACAACAAUGUGCGAGCAGAUCAAAAUUCAACAGAAAUUUAGUGUCCCGUACUAUUGCUGCAGAAAUUCGCAGGAAUUGUAGUUCGAUCGAACGCUCAGUCUGCCGUUGUCAUUUUUCACUAAAUUGUUUAGAUCUUGAGUGUCAAUUGUAGUUGAAGAGCAGUCGAAAAAGGUCAAUAAAGAACAGACAUUCCUUAAAUAAAAAUAAUUUAUUUUAGUGUUGUUAGUGAAAAAAUUAAAGCCGAAUAAAAAAAUAAAAAAGUGAAGUGUAAUAUAUGGAUGGUCCGAACCCAAAACGAAUUAAAAAGACUUGCUACAAUCAAGUAUAUACAGAAAAGGCAUGUAAAUGCGAAGAUAAGGAAGCUUUAAAGGCUUUCUUCGAAGAACUGAUGGAAAGAAAAAUGAGCCAAAUUUCUGCACAGUACCAAGUGCUCCUAGAAGAAGUAGCGCAGCAGAAAGUCCUCAUUCAGCAUCUUCUGAAAGAACGCACCGACGACUCAUCGAAAAUGAGAGAAUUUCCAAUUAAAAACAAAACAGAUUUGGGCCGAAUUAAUGAAAAUAUAGAAGUUCGCGGAAAAAAGAACUACAUCAAAUGUAUGACUCAAAUUCUCCAGGGUUCUGGAGUGGUGACAAACCUGAAGAAUAUUAUAACAGACGAAUUGGCCAUGCAGUACAAUAUUGAUGGAGUGUUGGGCAAGGAUUCGCUCAAAAGCUUUACAAAUUUUUUCGACGCCCUUAUUGAGUCCAUACCUACCAGGAUAGACGCUGGAUCGCCAGAGAAUCAACUGCGCCAAGCCCUUCAGCGUCAAAAAAAAAAAACGAGUAAUAAAAAAAAAUCAUUUAGUAAAUAAAGAAAAUAAAUGAUUAAUAAAUAACAAUAUAAUGUAAGACAGUAUAUAUUUUAAAACUACUAAGAAAGAAAAUAAAUUAAAAAAUACAUAUGUAUAAUUGAAUUUAAUAAAUCUAUUGCUUUGA